CUGGCAGCGCUGUGACGUAUUGAGAAAGUGCAGCCUGCGAACACGUGUGUUUGCUCAAUGGAGUCGCUUAUUGAUGACGUACUCAGCAUGGCUGCAUCCAUCAAAGUCGCCUGGUUAUGAAAGAGACGUGAUUUGACAGUUGUCACGCUUUACUUCCUUUUGCUUAUAACAUAAGUGGAGAUUUAUUUUUCAGUAUACCGGAUGGGUUACACACAGCGGAGUUUUUUUUUUUUUUUUUUAAUCGUUUAAAUUCGUCGAUUUAUUUGCACAUCGUCCAAACGUCUAUCGUGAUCUGUGAAAACUGAUGCUGCUUACCAGACCCUCCCGUGUCCAAGCCAUGUGUCGGCACUUGUUGACCAUAGGAGUGGACCAGUGUCUAACUGGUCAGCUGCUGGUCCCUUAUGCAGUGACGAGCUGGAGACACGUGGCUUCAGUUCCACCUGGGGAGAGCCGUCAAAGGGGCAAUGACAAAGGGACUCCCCAGAACUCAGAGACAGUACUGCAGGAGCCCAGUGCCCAGCCAGAGGAUGGUCUGCAGGGGGGGAGGAGGAGGAGGGCGUGGGAGAGAUCCCUGUCUCCCCUGGAGAGAAUUAGCCGGCUCCUGCCCCAGGACUCCCUGACAGAGGAUGUUCUGCAUCUCCGGGUGAUACCACAGGAGGAGCAGAGCGUUCAGGAGGGUUCCCUAACUCCAGAGGCUCCUGCUACCAAACCUACAGGAUCCUUUGAUUCCUCUGAGCCGUGGAGUGCUCCCAGCAGUGCCCCCUCACCCCGGGAGGUGCCCUUCAAGCCAGGGGACCUGGUCCUGGCAGAGUUCCGCAAGAAACACCGCGUAGAGUUCAGUAAGAUGUUCAGCCUGAGCUCAGAGGGGAAGCUGGAGAGUAACUGGGGGUUGGUCCAUCACCGGGACAUCGUGGGCAGGCUGCCCGGCCAGGUGCUCCGGACCUCCACCGGCUUCAAAUUCCUGAUGAGACGCCCCGCGCUGGACGAGUUUGUGCUGCUGAUGAAGAGGGGGCCCACAAUCUCAUACCCCAAGGAUGUGAACGCCAUGCUGAUGAUGAUGGAUGUCAGUGAGGGAGACUGGGUGCUGGAGACGGGUUCGGGGUCUGGAGCCAUGACACUCUUCCUGUCCAGAGCAGUGGGCUCGAGGGGGCGCGUGGUCAGUUUCGAGGUCCGCUCGGACCACCACGGCAGGGCAGUGAGAAACUUCCAGCGCUGGCGGUCGGCCUGGGAGGUGGCUCAUGGGGAGGAGUGGCCUGACAACGUGGCCUUCAUCAACAAGGACGUGAGCAGCGCAGCCUCUGACAUCUCAGAACUCACCUUCGACUCGGUAGCUCUUGACAUGCUCAACCCCCAGGUGGCCCUGCCUGUGGUGCACCGGCACCUCAAACACGGAGCAGUGUGCGCUGUGUACCUGGCAAAUAUAACUCAGGUGGUGGACCUUCUGGAAGGGGUGCGACUCUAUCAGCUACCCUUCUUCUGUGAGAAGGUGACCGAGGUGAUGCACAGACACUGGCUGGUGACCCCAGCUCUAAAGAAGGACGGGAGCAACGCACCCAGGGUACCGCCAGCAGGGGUUAGUCAAGAGGGGGAGCCAGGGAGCAAUGGUCAGGAACAGCCAGAGGACCCCAGUGACCAGGAGGAAGGACUGUUGGAAACGAAGGUGAGCAGACCCAUUGGAACGGUGCCUUAUGUUGCCCGUCCUCAUCACGGGCACGGCAGCCACACAGCUUUCCUGGUCAAGCUGAGGAAAUUCCUGCCUGCGUAGCAAUAUCUCCUCCACAGACGUGACAAAAAUGAUGGUCAAUAAUAAUGAUGCAGAAUGGUCCGUUUGUUAAAUUUAUUGUAUAUUUCUUGUAUUAAUAAAUAUGUAAUAUUUUUAAA
Molecule: messenger RNA, 1881 nt
Organism: Acipenser ruthenus (sterlet)
Lineage: Eukaryota; Metazoa; Chordata; Actinopteri; Acipenseriformes; Acipenseridae
Product: tRNA (adenine(58)-N(1))-methyltransferase, mitochondrial-like
Exons: 8
Coding region: 305-1765 (486 amino acids)
Biological process (GO): tRNA methylation
Cellular component (GO): tRNA (m1A) methyltransferase complex
Source: RefSeq, a predicted model, not a curated record